CGACUAAAGGUCUUCAGACCCUCUCAAUCUGAGUCUCUAGCGGGCGACUAACCUCCACCGGAGUAAACAGAUUGAGGCCCUAACAACAAAACCUCCACUACCGAAGUGAAUUCGGUACAGAAUAGUGAGUUGGCUCCUCGACUAAAGUCACCAACUCCCUACCUUCAAUCAAGGAUGCUCUAUCAACCUAGGCAGAUAUUCUCAUUCUAGGUUAAAGCAGAAACAACAGGAAUUUGAUCAGGAUUCAUGCCAUUCAAUCAUUCAAACCUCAAUUGAAUAUAAUCAAAUCAUAGAAUCAAUACUUGGGUUCAUACAAUCAAACCUAACAUACAAAUCUAGGGUUCUCCAUACCCAGAUGAAUGGGAGAACUACUCCAUGGAGAAAGAAGCAAAAGCAGAAUCAGACGCGGAAAUCAUACUGUGAAGGAUGGAUUUCUUCUCCUGGACGUUGAUCGGCACUUCUCCAAGCUCAAGCCAAGCUCCAAUGGUGAUGAAGAUCAAGCUAGGGCACUUGGGAACUCUUGUUCGUCGCUUUGUCUCUCUAGGAAUCGCUCUGUCUCUCUAAAACUCGAACCCCCUUCUGUUUUGGCUGAAAUCUGCUUAAAAGGGCAUCACUGGGCAAAACACGGUCGAGGGCACGACCGUGUUUUGCCUCAGCCCGCCCGUGUUUUGCCAAGGGUUAAUUACACGGCCAGACUGUUGGGGGAAAACACGGGCGUGCUUUUGGUGGACACGGCCGUGUUUUUCCUCAACCCUGCUCGUGUUUUGAGCUCGUGUUUUUCAACCCCAUAUCAAGUCUCGGCAGUAAAAGCACGGCCUAGGAACACGGCCGUGUUCUGCUUUAGGUGUGCCCGUGUUUUGGCUCCAGCUCCACCGAAUGACUUCCGAAUGCCCCGAAACUCGUGCUUAGCCUUUCCUUUGACGCCUGGGACCUGAAAUAUGACAAAAUAGCACAACCCGGCGUAAAAUAGGCCAAAAAUACACGACUAUGCCCCUCAAACGGAUAAGAACUAGGGGCGCAAAUAUAUGCAAUUACAUCGUUAUCACUUGGAGACAAGUAAAUGGCUAAGUGUGCGGGAAUUUGAUAAUGCCUUGAUUACAAAUUUUUUAUUCCCUCAUUUAUAUAUCAUUUGAGCUCAAUUUCUUUCAUGUUAAGCUAAUUUACGCUAGAUUGUGCUCUUUUAUCGCAUUUUAGGUCCUAGCGAGUAAGGGAGUCUUAUGUGCAAGUUUCAGAUAAUUUAGAGAUCGUUUGGCGACUCGAAAGUGGACCAGGGGAAGAAACGUGGGCAUGGCCUUCAGAAAGACGAGAUGAAGAAGCCAGACCGCGUUUUACAGCUCGUGUAACCCAUGUCGAGGCAAAACAUGGGCUAGACAAGCAGUGAAACACGACCGUGUUUCUCCAAGUUUAGGUCAUGUUUCAUAUGCAGAGAAGAAUCAUAUGAAAUCUCCAAAACAUGGGUUGAGGCAAUACAUGAGGACAGACCGUGUUUUGCCUUGGAGAGCUCGUGUUUUCCAGCUGAAGAAACUUAAGUGAAAUGAGGGGCACUAACCAAAACAUGGGUUGGGCCAAAACACGGGUAAGGAACACGUCUGUGUUUUUCCCAGCUACAUAGUUAAGUGGAAAUUUCGUGUAACAUCCCGUUCCGGCAAAAUCCAUAUCUUGAUCGCUAAAAAUUCGCGAUUUAAAAUCGAGCGUUUUGAUAGUAUUUCGACAAAAAGUGGAUUAUCAAUCGAUCGGAUAAGUAUACGUAUUAAUUUUAUAUAUAUAUAUAUAUAUAUAUAUAUAUAUAUAUAUAUAUAAUAUUAUAUAUAUACAAGCGGUCACACAGACCACUUAUAUAAACUCCCCCUCCAUUAAUUCCCAUCAUCGUCAUCAUCUUUUUCCAUUUUCUAGACCGAGAGCAGAACGAGCAGAGGGCGCUCAGGGGAAGCGAGAGGGAAAAUCUCAUAGCUCAAUUCUUGAGCAUAAGUGAUCCAAAAAUCCCGUAAGUAAUGCCUAAUUCAUCUAUACAUCGUGAUUUAUCGAUUUAGAGCUUUAAAACGAGUUUUUGGUUCAGGAAUUUCUUGAUUUCCCGAUAAGCCAAAUUAGAGUUUUGGAGUAUCUGGAAGCCGGAUUAAGCCCAAAUUUCACAUACGAACUUCUUGCAACGAGGUAAUUAAUACUCUGGUUCUAAUCCAUGAAUUUUGGCUAUUAAUUAGGUCGGAGCUGGAAUCACUGAAUUUAGCUCCGGCCAGGGUUUGGUGUGUUUUUAUCGAGAAUUUGAUCUGAAGCUUAGUACUAACAUUGACGGGGAUACUGCAGGGGAUAUUAGGACAAUCUCGGAUUUUGAUUCCGAGUUUGUUUGAGAACAGUGAAGUUUAGUUCGGGAGGCUAAAACCGGUUUUAAAUUCCGCUGCAGUUGUAUGAACAUUAUGAUUAGGCAAAGCGUACAGGGUAGGGUGUUACAGUUUGGUAUCAGAGUUGGGUUUGUUUUCUGCAUUAUGGGUAUGUUACUUUCACUCUUGAGGACUGAUCACCCUCGAAAGGGGAGAGAGUACUCCAUACCUGUACUUGCACUAAACUUGCCAGGAAUUGAGACCAUGGGUGAUGAUGUGUUGCAUAGUCAGUUGCAUUUGGUCAAAAAUGAUUUUGAGGUUAUGGUUUAAAGGGUUUGAAAAUUUUAUGGAGAUUUUAUCUUGUUUUCUAAAUUAUUAUUUUGGAGGAAGUUUUAAUGGUGUGUGGAUCAAGUUAUGGCCAAUAUUUCCUUGGAGCUCGCACAGAAGUUGUUCUAGAAAUCCUACUAACCAAUCGAGAAGCAUUGUGGCUAGCUAUGUAAUGCACUUGAAUUUAGACUAUGUUAACACGAAGAGUAGUGGUGGUAGAGAUUUUAAUAGAGACAUGAUUCUUGAUGCAGUGGUGACAACCAUUUUGUAGGUUGAUAUAACCUUGUGUUAUUGGCAACCUACCUUGCAGGUUAAUAACUUGGUUUAGUGAAUUAUGCUUUUGAACUUGUUGAUGUGCUUAUGUUGUGAUAACCCAGUAUAGGUUUUUGAAACUUUAUAUUGGGAACUUGAGGUGUUAUGUGUUUAUUUAUGUACUUCAUAUCUCCUAACCUAAGAGUUAAGUAGUAACAAGAUAUGUGGUAGUAUAUGUUAGGAUGGGAACGGACAGAUGCGAUAAUCAACUCAAGGUUAGAUUUCGGGAACGAAAUAUUUUUAAGGAGGGGAGAAUUGUAACAUCCCGUUCCAUCAAAACCCAUAUCUUGAUUGCUAGAAAUUCAAGAUUUAAAAUCAAGCGUUUUGAUAUUAUUUCGACAAAAAUAGGAUUAUCAAUCCAUCAUAUAAGUAUAUGUAUUAAUUAUAUAUAUUAUAUAUAUAAAAGCGGUCACACAGACCACUUAUAUAAACUUCCCCGUCCAUUAAUUCCCAUCAUCGUCAUCAUCUUUUUCCAUUUUCUGGACCGAAAGCAGAAGGAGCAGAGGGCGAUCAGGGGAAGCGAGAGGGAAAAUCUCAGAGCUCAAUUCUUGAGCAUAAGUGAUCCAAAAUAUCGUAAGUAAUGCCUAAUUCAUCUAUACAUCGUGAUUUAUCGAUUUAGAGCUUUAAAACGAGUUUUUGGUUCAGGAAUUUCUUGAUUCCCCGAUAAGCCAAAUUAGGUUUUUGGAGUAUCUGAAAGCCGAAUUAAGUCCAAAUUUCAUAUACGAGCUUCCUGCAGCGAGGUAAUUAAUCCUCUGGUUCUAA
This is a messenger RNA of Linum trigynum, 3716 nucleotides long. The record is from the annotation of a GenBank genome assembly. Lineage: Eukaryota; Viridiplantae; Streptophyta; Magnoliopsida; Malpighiales; Linaceae.